Messenger RNA from Tigriopus californicus, 3246 nucleotides. RefSeq names its product puromycin-sensitive aminopeptidase-like protein. NCBI's taxonomy places the organism in Eukaryota, Metazoa, Arthropoda, Copepoda, Harpacticoida, Harpacticidae. Bases 35 to 2149 code for a protein of 704 amino acids. Gene Ontology annotation, cellular component: cytoplasm. The record is from RefSeq and is a predicted model, not a curated record. Gene Ontology annotation, molecular function: peptide binding; zinc ion binding; metalloaminopeptidase activity. The transcript is spliced from 2 exons. Gene Ontology annotation, biological process: proteolysis; peptide catabolic process.
AAAACUAUGAUGAUGAGCGUUUUCAGUUGGGGUUAUGAGUUCACUAGUGAUGUCUCGGGCGGCCAUUUUGUUAAUCGUCACCAUCCUUGCAGCUUUUGGUGGGGCGCAGAUUUCCAACAAGUUGGAAGUGGGUUUGAGCUCCCCAACCACUGUGGGACAAAGUCAAGAUCUGUUCUGUACUUCACCUUCGUUAUCUCACAAUGAGUGCCUUUGGGUCUCACCUGAUGGCCUUGGUUACAUUGUGGAAGGUGGUCUGGUUACUGACAUAGAUGGCAAUGUCGUUAAUGGCAUCACAGCGGAUGGAACUGAUCUGAAUACUUGUGCGAUCACCAUUGAGUCAUUGGAAGAGGGACAAAUUGGAACAUGGAAAUGUCACUUGGAUUUUGGAACUCAAGCACCGUUUCAGGAAGCUUUUCUGAGUGUCAUCACUGAGCCACGAGUUCAAGAUGUUCGAAUUCCCACACAUUUUGAGCCAAUUAGCUAUGACAUUAGUUUGGUGCCUUUUAUUGUUCCGGAUAACUUCACCUUCAAUGGCGACGUGUCCAUUGACCUGAAGGCCACAGAAGACUCGACAAAUAUAACAUUGCAUUCCAAGGCGAUGAUUAUUUAUGAAGACCUGGUGGUGGUGACCAUGGGUACGAAUAAAGAAGCUCUUCCAAUUAUUGGCUUCAGUUAUGAUUCUGCCCGGGACUUCAUUAUCCUCAAUUUGGAUAAGUCAAUUUUGACCGGGGAGGAGGUCAACGUUCAUAUGAAAUUUCUCGGAAAUCUUAAUGAUGACUUAUCAGGGUUUUAUCGAAGCUCAUACUCAGAUUCCAGAGGCAUUCACUACAUGGCCAUCACUCAAUUUCAAGCUACUGAUGCGCGAAAGGCUUUCCCGUGUUUAGACGAGCCGGCCUUGAAGGCCACCUUUAGCAUUCGAUUGGGACGCACUGACGAUUUUAAGGCUGCCAGUAACAUGCCAAUAAUCAAUCCAGGUGUUCCCAUGGAUGGAACGGACGAGUAUGUGUGGGACGAGUUCCAAACUACAGAGAAGAUGUCCACUUACCUCCUUGCAUUUCUCAUCACGGACAUGGAGUUCAUCGAAAGCGACAGUGCCUUAGGGCGCAUCCCAUUCAGAAUCUGGACCCAACGAGAUUAUUUGCCCCAAACUGACUACGCUGCUGAAAUCGGUCCCCGAAUUCUAACCCAUUACGAAUCCAUAUUCGGAAUUGAUUUCCCAUUGCCGAAACAGGACAUGGCUGCCAUUCCAGAUCUCAGUUUUGGUGGCAUGGAGAAUUGGGGCCUCGUGACCUAUCGGGACACGGCUUUGCUUUAUCAACCAGGAGUGUCCUCUCUGAAGAACAAAGACAGAGUUACAGAUGUUGUUGCUCACGAGUUGGCUCACCAAUGGUUUGGCGAUCUGGUCACCAUGGGUUGGUGGUCGGAUUUGUGGUUAAAUGAAGGUUUCGCCAGUUACGUCUCUUACAUUGGGCAGGAGCACAUUUUGCCUGAAUUUGGAGGAAAGGAUAGAAUCUCUUUGGACAACAAUCAAGUUGUUUUCGUUGAGGAUGCUCUAGAAACGUCCCAUCCCAUUUCUGUGACGGUCAACCAUCCUGACGAAAUCAACGAAAUCUUUGACAACAUCUCUUACGAAAAGGGAUGCGCUCUCAUUCAGAUGAUGGUCAAUUUCUUGGGAGAAUCUACAUUUUUCAAGGGAAUCAGGAACUAUCUUCAAACGUUUUCGUAUGGGAACGCAUUCCAAUCUGAUCUGUGGGCUAAAUUGACAGAGGCUGCCAAUGAGGACGGUGCUCUUCCUCCAAGUGUGGAUGUGCAACAGAUUAUGGACACGUGGACCUUGCAAAAAGGCUUUCCAGUCAUCUCAGCGAUUCGGGAUCCGACCAAUCUCGUGACGCUAACUCAAGAGCGCUUUUUGGUGGGUGGAACCUCCGUCAAAGACGAUCAUGAUUACAAAUGGUGGGUGCCAAUUUCCUACGCUGGCAGUGGCGAGAACUUCUCCCAAACCAAAAAUCAGGAAUGGAUGUCACCUGAUGAAGCCACCAAACAGAUCCAAAUCGAUGUGCCAGAGGAUUCAGCUUUAAUCCUCAACAUUCAGCAAACGGCAUACUAUCGGGUCAACUACGAUGAGGCCAAUUGGAACAAGAUAGCUUAAGUGUUAAAGUCCAACCCCGACAACGUCCAUCGUAUCAAUCGUGCCCAGAUUUUGGAUGAUUCAUUGAGCUUGGCCAGAAUUGGCCUUUUAGAUUACAGCCUCUCUCUCAGUCAAACAGAGUAUUUGGAUAAGGAAGAGGAUUACAUUCCUUGGCAGGGAGCGCGCAAGGGUCUUUCCUAUCUCCUUCUGAUGAUGAAACGAAAUCCAGGCAGAGAUGAGCUGAUGGCUUACAUGUCUUCGAAGGUGAACCACAUCUACCAGAGACUGGGAAUCGAUUCUUUGGAGAGCGAUACUUUCUUUGAUACCUUGCUACGAGACCUCUCAGUGGGAUAUCUAUGCUCCUUUGGCAAUCCAGAUUGUACCAAUCCUGCUAAGGCCAAAUUUGCAGAAUGGAUGAGCUCGUCCGAUCCCGAUGAAGAGAAUUCGAAUCCAAUUGAUGCCGCAGUUCGAUCAACUGUGUAUUGUAGCGCAGUAGCUGAAGGACAGAGCGAUGUCUGGGAUUUCCUAUUUGAGCGAUAUCUUCGCGGCACAAAUGGAAACGAGAAAUCCAACAUUCUAAGUGCCUUGGGGUGCUCCUCCAAUGAGGAAACGCUUCAAAGGUACCUGGCAUUGUCCAUGGAUCCGGACUCUGGGAUCCGUAAACAAGACGGCAAAUCCGUGGUGUCCUCGGUGGCCAAUAAUGCCCAAGGAAGUGCGAUCGCCUUUCGAUGGCUGGACUCUAAUUGGGAUGCUAUUCGCUCAUAUUUCGAUACGGCUGUCAGUUCGCCUUUAGCCGACAUGGUUGGCGUCGUGGCCAGGUCAUUCAACACCCAAGAGGAAUUAGACGGACUUAAGAUCUUCGUUCAGAGCCAUCAGAACAACCUGGGCACGGCUCAGAGAGCCACCGAACUGGCCAUUGAGACGACGGAGGCCAAUAUAGCUUGGAUGGAAGACUAUUAUAAUGUCAUUGUUGAGUGGUUGCAAGGCAAGACUCAGUCAUGAACACUCAAGAUCUAUUCUCUCUCGGUCUCUGUGGGUCCUCUCCCACUCGCUGGCCCGACUGGCCCGAUUGGCCUGACUGGAAAGGUGUUGACAAUAAAUGCAAUUUUCACCCCGGA